Clupea harengus (Atlantic herring) is the source of this 1955-nucleotide messenger RNA. RefSeq lists its product as uncharacterized. Gene Ontology annotation, molecular function: GTP binding. The record is from RefSeq and is a predicted model, not a curated record. NCBI's taxonomy places the organism in Eukaryota, Metazoa, Chordata, Actinopteri, Clupeiformes, Clupeidae.
GGCCCAUUUGUGUGAUGUUUUAUUUACCUAUCAUUGUCACACUAUCCCAUCUCGUAUUUCCCGCCCUUCUAGUUCGUUUGGUUGUGUAAUAGACCUACCUAAUUAAUGAAAUGUCUCAACUUCCGUAUAGCACUAGAGUAACUUUGACGAAUGACUAAAAAGAACAUGUUUGGACAUUGAAAGAAAUACUCGUUUUUUGUAACGAUAUCCAUGAUUAAGAAGCACAGUACCGCGUUCACUUAUGUAGCCUUAAGAAAUUCGAAGAGCAAGCUGUAGCACAUGAUUGGGGCGGCGCUUUGUUUAGGGCAAGCGUCGAGAAAACAUGGAAUGUGACUGCAGACCUGACAGCCCCUGUACGACGAGCUCAAAUUGCGGAGAUGAGUCCAAUAUUGAAGCAUCAGUCAAAGGUCUGUGGAUAAAUGCCAACACCUUGUUGACGGGAUUGAUUUCAGUUGCGGGCUUUCUUCUCUUCAGAUGCUCACAAGCCCUCCCAGGAUGGUUUAGUUGGCCAAUUCGCAUCAUAUGUUCCCUGACUGGCAUAUCAUCCGUAUGGAGUUGGUUGACAAAUCUUGUUAAAGCUGUCCGUGGGCUCCAGACACUAUUUAAAUGGCUUGGUCGCCUAUGGCACUUCCUUGUUGCACUGCUUGCAAAAUUCAGCUGGGUGCCAGCUCUCUUCAAAGCCAUUGCAGGUGUACUGAUAUCCAUAAAGCAAGGGCUGGAAUUUGUAGUGAAUUUAAAGCAACAUGUAAAAGGGCCAUUUAAAAACAAAAAGGCUCAAGCACGACAAUCCAGGAGUCCACCUCCUGACCAGGGUUUGCGACUCAUUGUGGUCGGGCCACAGGGGAAAACCCGGAACUCUUUGGUCAGCAUUCUGCACGGCUCUGGCACUUCCCUGACACAUGAAGACACUCAGAAGUGCAAGAGGUGGAGAACAGAGAUAGAUGGAAGAGAGGUAACAGUGGUGGAAACCCCAGACUUACUGGGCAAAACCCUGGAGCCAGCACAGAGAGCCCGAGAGGCCUUACGCAGCCUUCAGAAGGCCAGCCCUGGUCCGCACGCCUUCUUGCUGGCCCUUCACUGUCCUGGCACUACGGCGGGAGACUGCAGUGACGCGGCUAAUGCCUUGCAUGCCUUAGUGGAACUUGUGGGUGAGGGGGCCCUGAGUCACGUGCUGGUGGUGCUCCUCACUGAAACAGAGGGUCGUGGAAGGGCGCGCAGUCUGUCUCAGUUGCUGGAGGAGGAUGCAGGAAGCCUCAGGGAGACGCUGUCCAUGUGCGGUCAGAGAGCUGAGCUUGUGGACGGCUCGCAGGAGAGCGACGGCGGGGACGCGGUCCCAAGGCUGCUGGAGAGGGUGGUGGAGAUGAGGGCCCUGCAGGGCCACUACGUCCACGAGCUGCAGCGCAGGGAGGAGCGGAUCAGGCAGGAGCUGCUAGCUGACAUGGCCCACGUCCUGACACAGAAGCUCGAGGGAAACUGGGGCUAAAAGCAGACAUACGAGGCCCUGUCAGACAAACAAGGACCCUGAAUCAUGAGAUUUGUUCGGUUGAUUUAGACUGUUUGAUUGUGACUACAAGCUGUCUGUUUAGUCUGUACACUGGAUUUUACACUCACACUACUGGCAAAUCUUAAUUUGUAGUAUUUUUGAAGAAUGUUAAAAUUCCUCCAAUGUCAGGAAAAGUGCAAUGUGUGUGUGUGUGAGAGUGUGUAUGUUUUAAAACGUCUGCAUAGUUUUCAUAUGGCAGAGCAAAGUAACAGUUUGUAAAUCUGGCAUUUGUACAUCAUCUUGCAUUUUCUGUAUAUUUGUGUUAAGGACCCCUUUAAUAACGAGAUGGUUCAUCUCAAAUUUAUCCUACUAAUAAAUUGUCAGAAAAUGUUGGUGUUGUAAUAAAAAGGUGAAAUGAAAAGAAGACAUGAAUCACCACUGAUUCAUCCAUGAAAGCAAAGUUGUAGGUCCA